This is a messenger RNA of Xenopus tropicalis (tropical clawed frog), 2713 nucleotides long. Its product is annotated as vomeronasal type-2 receptor 26. Gene Ontology annotation, molecular function: G protein-coupled receptor activity. Gene Ontology annotation, cellular component: plasma membrane; membrane. NCBI's taxonomy places the organism in Eukaryota, Metazoa, Chordata, Amphibia, Anura, Pipidae. Gene Ontology annotation, biological process: G protein-coupled receptor signaling pathway. The transcript has 4 exons. The record is from RefSeq and is a predicted model, not a curated record. The coding region runs from base 818 to 2713 and encodes 631 amino acids.
CUGUGACACAAAUCUGGAGAUGGCGCUGUCAAUAUGGCCUCUGAGUCUAAAAGUUUGCCCACCCCUGGCGUAGGGGCUCACAGGUUGGAGUCGGGACCAACGAGGAAGCUAGUGCGCAGAUUAGGCAGAAAAUAAUCCGGUUCGCGGUAAUCAAGGGGUUAAGAAAGUUUGUGGUAGUUUCCAGGCAAAAGAUCUGGGCAGGCCGCAGUCAGUCGAAGUCAGGAGUCAAAUCAGGAAGGUCCAGAGCCAGAAACCAGUCGAUUAGGAAUUAUAUCACACCCAGGAACACUCCAGAGUUGAACCUAUAUUUCUGCAUUGAUUUGAGUUCUCAACGCAUAUUUACUUUGAAUUUUUGUGCCAAGUGCGACUCGAUGAUGUCAUGCGCGUACUCACUGAUGUCACCAUGCCGGCGCUGUGACCCACGUGUCAGCCAUGGGUGCUGCUAUUUUGUAUGCGGCGCCAGAGAAGAGAGGAAAACUCGUCGGGUACUCCUUUUUUCCAUUCUAUCUCCAUUCAGUUAGUUCAUUUAGUUGGAUCUUCUUCUUGAAGUUGUUUCUCUGCCAACACACUAUAAUAACAAUAUUUUCAUUUUCUAGAAUUGACUGAGAUGUAAGAGCAGUAAUGAUGAGGUUUAUUCUUUUUUUUUUUUUUUUAAAUUACAUAUUUCAUUUUUACCCAGGUUAGUUACGGAGCUGUGGAUCCUGCAUUCAGUGACAGAAUCCGCUUCCCAUUAUUCUAUCGAACAGUGCCAAGUGAAACUGCCCAGUACCAAGUAAUCAUCCAGCUCAUCAAGGCUUUUAAUUGGAACUGGGUAGGGAUGAUAUCCUCUGAUGAUGAGACGCACCAGAAAGCCAGUGAAGAGAUGAAGGAUGAGAUCAUUAAGAAUGGAAUCUGUGUAGCUUUCCUUGUACAGAUAAGUGAAAUAGAUGGUACAAGUUUUUACUUUGCUUUGCAAGCAAUAAGGCAGGCAAAUGCCAGUGUUGUCAUAGUAAAUAGCAGAGUGGUUGUUUUUCUGCUUUUUCUUAUCCAUCUAAAUGACUUAUCAAUUAAGGUGGUGUGGCUAAUGCUGUCCCCUUUGGCAUCAGCUUUAGAGGGACUAUAUAAUAAUGAGUUUAAUGGAUCCCUUGCUAUACUCUUUCAUCAAGGAAACAUUCAAGGACUAAGAGAUUUCCUUUACAAGGCUGAUCCUUCAAGGUUUCCUAAAGACCCAUUUACUGCUGCAGUUUGGUUUCAGGUGUUUGGUUGCCGCUCUGAACAAGCCUUUCCUAAGACUUUAUUCAAAUCCUACCGUAUAUGUAAUGCCAAUGAUACACUAAGGCAAUAUGAGCAUUAUGGAUAUGAUGUGAAUUAUUUCAGAUUAACAUACAGUAUGUACAUUGCUGUAUAUGCUGUGGCCCAUGCUCUCCAUAUGGAUAAAGCCAGCGGUGGAACUAUCAUGUAUUCUGAUAAAACAACAAAUGGACUGAAGCCAACACAGUUAAACAAUCACCUCAAGAAAAUUCAUUUUAGAACUGACUCUGGGGAUGAAAUUUUCUUUAAUGAGAAAGGAGAAGUUCUGGGGCAUUUUGAUAUAAUAAACUGGAACAUUUUCCAUAAUGGAACAGUGACUACAAGACAUGUUGGGACCUUUAUUUCAUCUCAGUCUCCAGGACUCGCCAUUGACAAAGAGGCCAUCCUUUGGGCAUCUCAUUUUAAUGGGAUCCCAAUCUCAAGGUGCAGUGCCAGCUGUCUCCCUGGUCACAGAAAAACCUUUGUAGAAGGAAAACAAGUUUGCUGUUAUGAGUGUGUUCAGUGCUCAGAAGGAGAAAUAUCCCCAUUGCCAGACAUGGAAAAUUGCAUGAAAUGUCCAGAAGACCAAUGGUCCAAUGCAAGUAGAGAUAAAUGCACCAUGAAAGCCAUUGACUUCCUGUCUUAUAAGGAUCUUCUUGGAGUGGCUCUAACAACCACUGCUCUAGUUCUGUCUUUUUGCUCAGCUGCAGUUUUUUGCAUCUUCUUAAAAUACAAGAAGAGCCCCAUUGUGAAAGCCAAUAACCAGGAGCUCAGUUACAUUCUUCUUCUUUCCCUCAUGCUAUCCUUUCUUUGUUCCUUACUAUUUAUUGGAAGGCCUACAAAGGUCAUCUGUUUGUUGAGACAAGCUGUGUUUGGGAUCAUCUUUACUAUUUGUAUUUCUUCUAUCUUGGGGAAAACCAUUACUGUUAUUAUUGCCUUCACUGCCACUAGACCUGGAAGCCUGCUCAGGAACUAUGUUGGUACCAGGGUCCCAAAAUACAUUCUUCUACUAUGUACACUUCCUGAGGUUUUCAUCUGUGCACUUUGGCUCAUAAUCUCCCCCCCAUUCCCUGACUAUGACACUCACUCUGCAACAGGAAAGAUCAUUUUGCAGUGCAAUGAGGGAUCACCUAGUGCAUUCUACAUAAUGGUUGGUUACAUUGCCUUGUUGGCUUUUGUGAGUUUCUUUGUUGCUUAUCUUGCCCGUAAAUUACCAGACAUAUUUAAUGAAGCACAAUACAUAACCUUCAGCAUGUUGCUGUUCUGCAGUGUAUGGAUCUCCUUCAUCCUGGCCUAUGUGAGCACCACAGGCAAAUAUUUAGCAGCGGUGGAGAUAUUUGCCAUCCUUGUUUCCAGUGCAGGACUUCUUGGCCUUAUAUUUGUCCCUAAGUGCUAUAUUAUAUCUUUUAAAACACCAGUGAGUACUAGAGCUCAUUUAAUAUAG